ACCAACAGACAGAGGAACAGACAGUGGAGCAGAACAACCCCAGACCACAGACAGUGCAGCCAUGUCUCACCGGCAACAGAUCUGAACACAGAGAGGGUUUAUGCCUGGAUUAUCACUGCUACACACACACACUGACACAUACUCAUAAACACACACACUGACAGACACACACUGACAGACAGACACACACACACACACACUCACACACUCUGAAGGAGUCUGUGCUGCUGAGUAACUGGGUCUGGUGUGUAUGUUUCCUGGUGCAUCGGUGUGUGUACCAGUGUGUUGUAGCGCGGUGUUUGUCGGAGGACGGUGGUAUGGCGCGCUGGGAGAGCCAGUCGUGGAGUUGGUCGUUAAUGAUGUCUCUCCUCCUCUCUCUGUCUGCUCACGGAGACCUCUCAUUGACCACCGUCAGCAGGACGGAAGUCCAGCACAGCCAAUCAUCUUUCUCCGCUGUAGAAAGGGCGGUGCUUAUCGGUGAUGACUCAGCAGAGCUGAUUGGUUUAGGGUUAGGACUAGCGGCUGGACUUCCUCUCAGCGCCAUCAAACUCAAACCCUCUCACAGAAGACACUCCCACUUGGACUUCACUGAACAGGACGAUCAGCCAAUCAGAGAAGAGCUAACUGGCGGGGAAUCUCAGGAACGCUCAGAUGAUAUCAUCAAGGUGGAGUUCCAUAACCCCGACCGCCCCUUGACCCCUGACCUCUCGUCUGAUUCUGAUUGGCUGACGGCUGUAGUUCAGCCCCUACAGCAGCGGGCGGGAGACCCCACAGCCUGGACUCUGUCAGAUUUCUAUGACUACUUGUCCCCCGUUGAUGAACUCUCCACCAUAGACACAACCCUUGACCCUGAUCCGACCCUGACCCCUCUGGCAGACAUGGAGGAUGAAAACCAAUCGCUCACUGGCUCCCCUGUCCCCAAUGUUAACCCUGACAAUGAUGACCCCCAGCCACCCUCUCAGUCUCAGCCCCCCUCUCAGUCUCAAUCCCCCCCUCCUCCUUCCCCUCCUCAGGGGUCAGAUGGGUGUGGUCUGGGAUUUGUGAGGUCAGAGGUCGGGGGUGAGUGUGUGUCUCAGUGUGACGCACAGCCUGAGUUCUGCUACAACAGAGGAGUCUGUACCAUCGCUACUGGAAUAGGAGCAUUCUGCAGAUGUAAUGUUCAGGACUAUAUGUGGAACAAGGGCUCUCGUUGUGAUUGGGUGGUGACAGACUUCCAGGUGCUGUGUGUGGUAGUGGGUGUGGCCUCUGUGACCCUCAUCCUACUCAUCAUCAUCAUCGUCUUCUUCGCCAAACGACUCCACCGCCUGAGGAUUGAGAACAGGCGACUCCGCAAACGCAGUAUAUACCGUCCACACAGCGAGAUGCAGACUGAUGGCUUCUCUGUUUCCACGGCGCAAGAUGGUUCCCAUGCCAACGUAAGGAAGUUGUGUGACUCCCCCCCGUCCCCCCCUCAACCCCACGCUCACAAUCUGGCUUACUAUGACAACAUUAUCUGUCAGGAUGACCCUCAGAAAAUGGAGGACCCUGUAAAGUCUCAAUUCACUCAAGGGGAGGAGUCUCUGAACAUCGCCAACUCUCAUUCGCCCAAACAUAUUAACAACCGCCCUGCACACUCCUCUGACCACACCCCUAACGCAGACCAGGAGCAGGAUGGAGUCACCAUUGGUCUACAGUUGCUACUCCCUAAAGAGGCUAAGCUCCGCCCCGAGGCCAGCCCCCCUCUGCACUACAACGUCUUCCUCUACAAGAAGGGGACUGGUCCCUCUACUACUACCAGUAAUACUACCACCACUAACUACACCAGCCACAGCAUGGCUACUGCUUGGAACCACUCUGAGCCUAACAUACGGCCCAAUAGUAACUCCAAUAAGACUUCCUGGAACUAUACCAAUAACUCUAACCCUAACAUGAACUAUAACCCCAUUAAAGACUCACAGGUCUCUCAGAAUCACGUUACUCCUCAUCAUCAAUCUCACACCUCCCCCCAUCGUCACUCCUACCCCUCCUCCCCCCAUUACAGCUCCCUCCGUUUUACCUCUCCUCAGAGAACGCCUGUCUCCCCUCAUCAUGCUUCACACCAUUACCAGUCCUCCCCCUCCUCACCCCAUCAUAGCGCCUUCCAAUAUCCUUCCACCCACCACCAUAGUGCUGCCUCCCCUUCCUCCUCCCAUCACCUGCCCUAUCAGCCCUCUUCCCCCCCGCUUCCUACACCCAGGGGUCACUCCAGAGCCCCCCACUCAGACAAACCUCACCCCCAAGUCACUCUACAUCCCUCCCCCUCCUCACCCAUCCUCCGCUAUCCCUCCCCACCAUCCUCCCCCCACCUCUCCCACCCUAUCAGCACCUACUCACUGUCUUAAUCCUAACCUCGGAAUGCAACCAUACCAUACCCACAUCCCAACCAUAGUCUAACUAUACCGCAAACAGCUAACCCUGACUACCUCCCAAUCAUAGUCUAACUAUACCGUAAACAGCUAACCCUGACUACAUCCCAAUCAUAGUCUAACUAUACCGUAAACAGCUAACCCUGACUACAUCCCAAUCAUAGUCUAACUAUACCGUAAACAGCUAACCCUGACUACAUCCCAACCAUAGUCUAACUAUACCGUAAACAGCUAACCCUGACUACAUCCCAAUCAUAGUCUAACUAUACCGUAAACAGCUAACCCUGACUACAUCCCAACCAUAGUCUAACUAUACCGUAAACAGCUAACCCUGACUACAUCCCAACCAUUGUCUAACCAUACCCUAGACCCGACUACCUCCCAAUCAUAGUCUAACCAUACCCUAGACCUGACUACAUCCCAAUCAUAGUCUAACUAUACCGUAAACAGCUAACCCUGACUACAUCCCAAUCAUAGUCUAACUAUACCGUAAACAGCUAACCCUGACUACAUCCCAAUCAUAGUCUAACCAUACCAUAGACCUGACUACAUCCCAACCAUAGUCUAACUAUACCGUAAACAGCUAACCCUGACUACCUCCCAAUCAUAGUCUAACCAUACCCUAGACCUGACUACCUCCCAAUCAUAGUCUAACCAUACCCUAGACCUGACUACCUCCCAAUCAUUGUCUAACCAUACCCUAGACCUGACUACCUCCCAAUCAUAGUCUAACCAUACCCUAGACCUGACUACCUCCCAACCAUAGUCUAACUAUACCCUAGACCUGACUACAUCCCAAUCAUAGUCUAACUAUACCCUAGACCUGACUACAUCCCAAUCAUAGUCUAACCACACCCUAGACCUGACUACAUCCCAAUCAUAGUCUAACCAUACCCUAGACCUGACUACAUCCCAAUCAUAGUCUAACUAUACCGUAAACAGCUAACCCUGACUACAUCCCAAUCAUAGUCUAACUAUACCCUAGACCUGACUACCUCCCAAUCAUAGACUAACCACACCCUAGACCUGACCACAUCAAUGACACCCAGACCAAAAUCAAGACCCCACGUCCAGGGGACACUUUCUCCUAACGAUGGUGCCAAUACAAGAGAAAUCUAUCUAUGCAUCAGUGUGGUGCUACUAAGGUACUUAUUCAGGUUUAUUCAUGUCUUAACUGUUUAUGGAGCGUUAUUAACAUGUUACUAGGCUUACCAAUGUUAUAUUACAGCAAUGUUCCUGUUUUUAAAAUGGUUUAUUCUUUGUGUUCAUGUUUUUCAUUUUGAUAACUUAUUUUGGUCUAAAAUAAAGUGCUUUACAAC
Molecule: messenger RNA, 3703 nt
Organism: Oncorhynchus kisutch (coho salmon)
Lineage: Eukaryota; Metazoa; Chordata; Actinopteri; Salmoniformes; Salmonidae
Exons: 6
Coding region: 318-2360 (680 amino acids)
Biological process (GO): cell projection morphogenesis
Cellular component (GO): synapse
Source: RefSeq, a predicted model, not a curated record